Messenger RNA from Diplodia corticola, 3621 nucleotides. Its product is annotated as dna-directed rna polymerase i subunit rpa2. Bases 1 to 3621 code for a protein of 1206 amino acids. Gene Ontology annotation, molecular function: ribonucleoside binding; DNA binding; DNA-directed RNA polymerase activity. Gene Ontology annotation, cellular component: RNA polymerase I complex; nucleus. Gene Ontology annotation, biological process: DNA-templated transcription. The record is from RefSeq and is a predicted model, not a curated record. NCBI's taxonomy places the organism in Eukaryota, Fungi, Ascomycota, Dothideomycetes, Botryosphaeriales, Botryosphaeriaceae. The transcript has 8 exons.
AUGGCGCCCUCGCAUUCCAAGAGACGGGCGAAGACCGAUACCGCCUGGAGCACCGAGUUCGACACCCUGCGCCGGGAGCACCUGUUCCGGAACCCGCCCACCGACCACACCGCGUACCCCACCCUGGCCGCCGCCAUCGAGCCGCACGUCAAUUCGUUCAAUGCCAUUUUCGCGAAGAACGGAAUACUGGAGCAUGGGCUCAAGGACAUUGGCAUCAAGACCUUCCUGGACGGCGACAACCUCACCGUCGGGCCCCGCAAUCGCCUUAGCGUGCGCGUCCGCGAUGUCUACCUCGAGAAAUCCAUCCUCCCGACGAGCAACAAGUUUGCUCUGACCAACCGGAACAUCCUGCCCUCGGAAUGCCGUGAGAGGCAUGCCACAUACAGAGGGAAAAUGCGCGCGCGAUUGGAGUGGCGCGUCAACAAUGGCGACUGGAAGGAGACGGUCCGCGAGCUGGGCCAAGUCCCAAUCAUGCUGAGAACGAGCAAAUGUCAUCUUGAAGGCCUCACGCCAGCUCAGCUGGUCAACGCCAAGGAAGAAACCGAAGAGCUGGGGGGCUACUUCAUUGUGAACGGCAAUGAGAAGCUCAUCCGUAUGCUCAUUGUCGGCAAGCGGAAUUUCCCCAUGGCCAUCAUUCGGCCCUCUUUCCAAAACCGUGGACAGUCGUACACCAAGUUCGGUAUCCAAACUCGCUCCGUCCGCCCUGACCAAACCUCGCAAACCAACGUGCUUCACUAUCUCAGCGAUGGAAACGUCACUUUCCGUUUCUCGUGGCGCAAGAACGAGUACCUCAUUCCAGUCAUGAUGAUUAUCAAGGCACUCGUGGAGACUAACGACCGCGAAAUCUUUGAGGGACUCGUCGGCGCUGUCGGUUCCAAAGGUCUGGCCGAUAAGCAGUUCGUCACCGACCGCGUAGAACUGCUCCUCAGGACAUACAAGGCGUACAACAUCCACAGCAAGGCGAAGACUCGGGCAUACCUGGGCAAAAAGUUCAAGGUCGUCCUGUCUCUGCCAGACGAUACGCCUGACGAGGAUGCUGGUACCGAGUUUUUGCGCAGAAUCGUGCUUCCCCAUCUGGGAUCGUUUGACGUCACCGAGAGUCAGGAUGCCGAUAAAUUCAAGAUGCUUCUGUUCAUGAUUAGGAAACUGUAUGCACUCGUUGAGGGGGAGUGCACCAUUGACAACCCCGAUGCGAUUCAGAACCAGGAAGUCCUUCUCGGAGGCUUUCUUUACGGCAUGAUCAUCAAGGAGAAGAUCGAGGACUGGCUGAUGUCAAUCCGCCCCGUUGCAUCCGAAUGGUGCAGGAGCACUCAACAGCGCUUCACCGACCCGGACUUCGAGAAGGACUUUCUGCCAAGGAUCGUUCGCCGCACAACUGAAAAUAUAGGAAACGCCAUGGAAUAUUUCCUUUCUACGGGAAACCUCGUCAGUUCGUCGGGUCUCGACCUGCAACAGACCUCCGGCUAUACAGUGGUCGCUGAGAAGAUCAAUUUCUGGAGAUUCAUAAGCCAUUUCCGAAUGGUGCACCGCGGUAGUUUCUUUGCUGAGUUGAAAACCACGACAGUCAGAAAGCUUCUUCCUGAAUCUUGGGGUUUCCUUUGUCCUAACACCCCUGAUGGUUCGCCGUGUGGCUUGCUGAAUCACUUAGCCCAUAAAUGCAAAAUUGCUACUUCGGACGCGGAUUCCUCUGCGAUCCCCGGUCUUGUUGCUGAGCUUGGAAUCUCAAGUGUCUCUUCAGCACAGCUCGAGGACAGCGUGGUCAUCCAGCUCGACGGCCGGAUCCUCGGCUAUUGCUCUCCCAAGCAAGCCAAGGUAAUCGCCGACACGCUUCGUUAUUGGAAGGUUGAGGGCACGCACAAUGUCCCGAAGGAGCUAGAGCUUGGUUAUAUCCCGGGCUCCAACGGCGGCCAGUAUCCUGGUGUCUAUAUGUUCACCCAGGCCGCCAGGAUGUACAGGCCUGUCAAGUACCUUCCUCUAGGCGGCCUUGAUUAUGUCGGCCCUCUCGAGCAACCCUACAUGUCGAUCGCCUGUUCCGAACCCGAAAUCGCUUCGGGUGACUCUACGCACGUCGAGUUCGAUGCUACCCACACCUUAAGCAUAUUGGCAAACCAAACACCCUUCUUCAACAUGAACCAAAGUCCUAGGUCCAUGUACCAGUGCCAAAUGGCCAAGCAGACACUGGGCUCUGCAGGAACAGCCGCUGCAUACCGGACCGACAAUAAGUCGUACAGGUUACAAACUGGGCAAACACCAGUUGUCCGUCCACCUCUGCACAAUGUAUAUGGCUCCGACAACUUCCCCAACGGCACGAAUGCCAUUGUUGCGGUCCUCAGCUACAGCGCGUACGACAUGGAUGACGGCAUGAUCAUCAAUUCUCGCGCUUUGCAAUACGGAUUCGGGCAUGGAACCAUCUACAAGACCAAGAAGGUUGAGCUGAAUGAGGGUUCCAGAAGCAAGGGUGCUAAGAAAGUGUCGAAGCUCUUUGGCUUCGCACCUGAUGGUCUUAUCAAGGCAGACUGGCGUCUCAAGCUUGAUGACGAUGGAUUGCCGCACAUUGGAACUCUGAUGCAGAAGGGUGACAUUCUCUGUGCGUACCACAACGUUACUUACGAUGCCGCCAGAGGAGAGUACAUCAACAAGGACGGCCAAACCCACUUCGAGAAGUACAAGGAUGACGAAACGGGGUUCAUCGAGGAGGUCCGUAUCAUUGGAUCCGAGACGGGUGCUGAGCCGCUCCAGGCAGUCAGCAUCAAGAUCCGUAUCCCGCGUUCUCCUGUUAUUGGCGACAAGUUUUCUUCGCGUCACGGGCAGAAGGGCGUUAUGUCCAUGAAGAUGCCAGCAGUCGAUAUGGUUUUCAGCGAAUCGGGAAUCCAGCCCGAUGUGCUGAUCAACCCCCACGCGUUCCCGUCUCGUAUGACGAUUGGUAUGUUCGUGGAGUCGCUGGCGGGUAAGGCCGGUGCAAUGCACGGUCUCGCCCAGGACAGUACUCCAUUCAAAUUCGACGAGCGCGACACUGCCGUCGACUACUUUGGCCACCAGCUCGCGAAGGCUGGCUACAACUACUACGGAAACGAACCCAUGUACUCUGGCAUCACUGGCGAGGAGCUCCAAGCCGACAUCUACAUCGGCGUCGUCUACUACCAGCGCCUGCGUCACAUGGUCAACGACAAGUACCAAGUCCGUACCACGGGUCCCAACAACGCGCUCACGGGCCAGCCCAUCAAGGGUCGUAAGAAGGGCGGUGGUAUCCGUAUCGGAGAGAUGGAGCGCGACGCCCUGCUCGCUCACGGCACCGCCCACCUGCUCCAGGACCGUCUCAUGAACUGCUCCGACUACACGAAGGCCUGGAUUUGCCGCGAGUGCGGUUCCUUCCUCAGCACGGCGCCGACGGUCAACGGCUACGGCCGCGGCAAGCGCGGUGGAAGCAUCACCAGGUGCAGACGCUGUGCCAAGCCGGCGGAAGGGUGGGAGCCGAAGAGCGAGGUCUGGGAGGACGGUCAGGGCAUGAGGUUCACCGGUGGUGACUCGUGCGGGGUCGUGGCCAUCCCGGGUGUCUUGAAGUAUCUGGACGUGGAACUCGCGUCAAUGGGCAUCAAGCUCAAGUUCAACACGGAACCGUAA